UCCACAGAAUGUAUCACGUGGCUUUGACUCGAGAGAGAUCUGCGUUAACAGCCGACGGAACUGUGCGGAAUGGGAAAAGGCAUUGGCGAUAAGGGGAACAAAGGAAGAACAAAGGAGGGUUCUUUCUCACAGAGAGAUAAGCAAAUAAUAAAGGACGAAUUUUUGGCAUAAAGAAAUAGUUUUUUCGCAUCCCCUGCCCUUUAUCUGCUGUUGUUGUCGUUCUCAAUCGUUUUCUCAUUGAGAUUCUCCAGCCGACAUCGGAGCUCCGGCGAUAACAGAUCUACAGGUGUUCGAAAUCCCCUGAAGGUCGCCAUUGAAUCCCGGGAUGGAAUCGAUCCUUGCCCGGGCUCUCGAGUACACGCUCAAGUACUGGCUUAAAUCUUUUUCCAGGGAUCAGUUCAAGCUCCAAGGCCGCACAGCUCAGCUAUCUAACCUAGACAUCAACGGGGACGUGCUACACGCGAGUCUCGGGCUGCCUUUGGCUUUGAAUGUGACCACCGCGCGAGUUGGGAAGCUGGAAAUUACGCUACCUGCUGUUUCUUACGUACAAACAGAUCCGAUUGUUGUCCGAAUUGAUAGGCUUGAUCUGGUUCUGGAGGAGAAAUCUGAGGAGGAUGAGCGGAGUUCCAGCAGUGUUCAGUUAUCAACAAGCUCUGCAAAAGGCAGUGGAUAUGGAUUUGCUGACAAGAUUGCAGAUGGAAUGACUUUGGAAGUACGAACCGUUAAUCUUUUGCUUGAAACACGUGGUGGCACGCAACGACAAGGAGGUUCGACUUGGUCUCCGCCAUUGGCAUCUAUCACAAUUCGCAACCUUUGGUUGUAUACUACAAAUGAAAAUUGGGAGGUUGUCAAUUUGAAGGAAGCAAGGGACUUCUCCAAUAAUAAAAAAUUCAUUUAUGUGUUCAAGAAGUUGGAAUGGGAUUCUCUAUCAAUUGAUCUUUUACCUCAUCCUGAUAUGCUUUCGGAUUCACACUUAUCCUUGAACAAUGGAAAGAAUGGAAGAGAUAACGAUGGCGCAAAAAGAGUAUUCUUUGGGGGUGAAAGAUUCUUGGAAGGAAUCGCCGGACAGGCUUAUAUUACAGUGCAAAGGACUGAACAAAAUGGUCCACUGGGUCUAGAGGUUCAGUUACAUGUCAGUGAAGCUGUGUCUCCUGCUUUCAGUGAACCAGGUUUACGUGCUUUUCUUCGGUUCAUGACAGGACUGUAUGUUUGUUUAAAUAGGGGAGAUGUUGACCCGAAGGCUCAGCAGAGGUCUGCUGAGGCUGCCGGUCGUUCGUUGGUUUCGAUUAUUGUAGACCAUAUCUUUCUCUGUAUCAAGGAUGCUGAUUUUCAGCUUGAACUUCUCAUGCAGUCGCUUUUUUUCUCCAGGGCUAGUAUAUCCGAUGGUGAAGUUUCAAAAAAUUUAACUCGAGUUAUGGUUGGUGGAUUGUUCCUGAGGGAUACCUUUGCAAGCCCUCCAUGCACUUUAGUUCAACCACAAAUGCAGGCUGCUCAAGAGGAAUCUCUGCAAAUUCCAGAAUUUGGAAAGAAUUUUUCUCCACCAAUCUAUCCUUUUGGAGAUUCACAGAUAAAGUUCAAUAUAGAUGUGCCUCUGAUUCGUCUUCAUUCUCUUCAGAUUACUCCUUCGCCUUCCCCCCCUACUUUUGCUUCACAGACAGUCAUCGAUUGUCAACCUCUUUCGAUUAUUCUCCAGGAAGAAUCUUGUUUGAGGAUCUCCUCUUUCUUGGCCGACGGGGUGGUUGUGAAUCCCGGAACUGUCUUGCCUGAUUUCUCCAUCAAUUCAUUACAGUUCACCCUGAAAGAAUUGGAUCUAAUUAUUCCUCUAGACUUCAAAAAAUCUAUAGAACCUCACUCAACUAAAGAAUUGCAUUCUCCACCCUCUUUUUCUGGCGCAAGGCUUCAUGUAGCAGACUUGUGUUUUUCACAAUCUCCAUCAAUAAAAUGCAAUUUACUAAAUUUGGAGAAAGAUGCUGCCUGCUUUAGCUUAUGGGAGUACCAACCGAUAGAUGCGGGCCAAAAAAAGUGGACUACUCGAGCUUCUCACCUUAGUCUUGCACUCGAAACUUCAAUUAGCUCAUCAACAGAGCGGGCGGGUUCAGUUGAUUCGCCCACCGGGCUCUGGAAGUGUGUUGAGGUGCACGAAGCCUGCUUUGAGGCAGCUAUGGUUACUCCAGAUGGCAAACCUUUGGUUGAAGUGCCCCCUCCUGGAGGUGUUGUUAGAAUAGGAGUUUCCUGUGAAGGAUAUUCAUCCAACACUUCUGUUGAGCAGCUACUCUUUGUCUUAGACAUAUAUGCUUUUUUUGGUGAAGUUAGCGAAAAGGUCAAAAAAAUCUGUAAAAACCAAAAUAGCAAAAGCAGGUUUUUGGGUAAAAAGUUCAUGGAAAAACUUCCGAGUGAUACCAUCGUUAGUUUAGCUGUUAAAAACCUUCAUCUUAUGUUUCUCGAGUCGCAUUCGUUGGAUGUUCAAGGAAUGCCUUUAGUUCGAUUCGACGGAGAAGAUUUCUCCGUGAAAGUUUCUCACCAGACUCUAGGCGGCGCUUUCGCUGUGUCGACCGGUUUGAUUUGGAAAAGCAUCUGUAUCAACUGUGUGGAUGAUGGAGUAUUAGCUCACAGGAGGUCCAUAGGUUCUGCUUCUGAGCAUGAAUUGCGGGGAGUGGGGAAUGGUUAUCCUCAAAUGAGACGCGUUUGUUGGAUCGAAAACCGGAGUGAGAAUCAAACCCUUGCGGUCCCAUUUCUCGAUGUGUCUGUCUUGCAUGUUGUGCCUUACAAAAUGCGAGAUAUGGAAUGUCAUAGCUUGAAUGUCUCGGCAAAAUUUUCCGGAGUCCGACUUGGUGGUGGAAUGAACUAUACUGAGACACUUCUGCAUCGAUUCGGUAUACUUGGACCGGAUGGUGGACCUGGUGAGGGUCUAACAAAAGGAUUGGAAAAUUUAUCUUCCGGGCCUCUUGUAAAUCUCUUUAGGCCGUCGUCUAUGGUGGAUACCAGCAAGGAAAAUAAGGAGGAGGAUCCAUUGUUGCUUUUGGAGCUGGGAAUGCCAGAUGACAUUGAUGUAUCCAUAGAGUUGAGAAAUUGGUUGUUUGCUCUUGAAGGAACAGAGGAGAUGAGAGAAGGCUGGUGGUAUAGUAAUGGGGAGAAUUUCAGGAGAGAGGAAAUGUGUUGGCACACAACAUUCCAAAAUUUACGAAUGAAAGCGAUGAGUGCUCGUGCAAAUAGUUCAUAUGGAACGGUAGAGUUGCAAAAGUCUGGCAACCAUCCUUUGGAAUUGAUCAUCGUCGGCAUUGAAGGUUUGGAGGCCUUGAAGCCUCGCUCCGGCGAUGGCCAUUCUGAAGUAGGCAACCCGGGAAUUAAAUUAAACAGUAAUUCGAGCAAUUUAGGUCCCGUUAGUGAUGCCGGAGGCAUUAACAUCGAAGCUCAUUUAGUUCUUUCUGAUUCUGAGUGUGCACAAGAAGCUAAGUGGGCUGUAGAGAAUAUCAAAUUCUCAGUUAAGCAACCGAUUGAGGCCGUUGUCUCGAAGGAGGAACUUGAGCACCUCGCUGUACUCUGCAGGUCAGAAAUGGACUCGAUGGGAAGAAUCGCUGCGGGAAUUCUCCGUGUCUUAAAGCUCGAGGAAUCGAUUGGCUUGGCUACCAUAGAUCAGCUCAGCAAUCUUGGAAGUGAGAGCUUGGACAAAAUAUUUACGCCUGAUAAACUGAGCAGGCGGAGCAGCAUCAGCAGCACUAUGAACUUCACGCCUAAAUCAAACGCCAUUGUUGGGAGUUCAAAUUCUAACUUGAAUUACACCAUUUCUUUACUGGAAGCUGAGGUUGAAGAAUCAAAGGAGAAGUGCUCUGAGCUUCUUUCAGCAAUAAGCAGCUCGAUCGAUUCAUCGGAAUCUGGUUCUGAUGUUAACCAGCUUAAGCAAAGGCUGGAGAACAUGCAAACUCUGUUGACGAGAAUGAGGACUCUGCUUUGAUUCAAAAGCAACUAAUUUUGCUCUGCCUUUUUGCGCAUUUAUUCUUUUAUAAGUGCAUAUCUUGUUUGUAAAGGAAUUUAAAAUAAGCAGUUUUGAUGAGAUUCAAGCAUGCUUAGCUUAGAUUUGUUUUGAUCUCAGAAUGGGGGGGGUUAAGAAACUUGGUACAUUAGAUGAAUAGUUCAAAUUCUUUUGGACAAUAUUUGUUUAUAUAUAAUAUUAUUUAGGUGUUAGAAGUAGUUUGAA
Phalaenopsis equestris is the source of this 4195-nucleotide messenger RNA. RefSeq lists its product as uncharacterized. The transcript has 20 exons. The record is from RefSeq and is a predicted model, not a curated record. Bases 326 to 3952 code for a protein of 1208 amino acids. Lineage: Eukaryota; Viridiplantae; Streptophyta; Magnoliopsida; Asparagales; Orchidaceae.